This is a messenger RNA of Pygocentrus nattereri (red-bellied piranha), 4137 nucleotides long. RefSeq lists its product as uncharacterized. Gene Ontology annotation, biological process: immune response. The record is from RefSeq and is a predicted model, not a curated record. NCBI's taxonomy places the organism in Eukaryota, Metazoa, Chordata, Actinopteri, Characiformes, Serrasalmidae. Gene Ontology annotation, molecular function: protein binding. The transcript has 26 exons. Bases 567 to 3965 code for a protein of 1132 amino acids. Gene Ontology annotation, cellular component: membrane attack complex.
UGCGCUGGACUCGGUGCUGCGGAGCUGCCUCUGCCUCAGCCUCACAGUCUCUCUCUCUCCACACACUGCCUCACGCGCCGCCUCACACACUCGGAGAUCCGCUCCAGCCCCGCUUCUGCCUCAGCCUGAGUGGAAUAUGGAUCUACCUCUCAGGUUUACCCGGAGGACGCGUUACUGGGCUUGUUUGGAAUAAGUGAGAUUGUGGAGGAUCUCAGGGGGCUUCAGCUGGUGUCUAAACAAAGGUGUUGAGAUGCCGGAUGAAUCAGCGCUCGGGUUCCUCUCUGUGACAAGGUGGGAGCCGCUGGACCUGAACUAAAGGCCAUCAGGGGAAUCCAGUCGGACUGGUGUGAAGAGUGCAACAUUGGCCAAAGAUAGCAGCAGAGUGCACUCUACAGGAUUGAGGUAUAGUAAGGUCCCUGGUGAGGAUACCUUCUUUUCAUUUGUUGGACCUCAGGCUGAAAACCUUGGAGCAGCACCUCGGGAUGUAGGAGUGACCACAGACCUCCAGGGGACUAAUCCAUGCAGGACGAGCUCCAUGCACUUGAGAGGAACCAGGACUCAGGAGGAUGUCGACAGAGGCAGAAACACAAGCAAGCGUCAAAGCCAGCGUGAAACGGGAGUCCAGGAGAAAAGGUCAGGACCGCAGUGAGCAGGCUCUGAUUAAGCGCUUCAGGGGCGAUGGCGUCCGCUACAAGGCCAAGCUGAUUGGUAUUGAUGAUGUCUCUGCGGCUCGUGGAGACAAGCUCUGCCAGGACUCCAUGAUGAAGCUGAAGGGGAUCGCUGCCUCGGCACGGUCCAAAGGCGAGCACAAGCAGCGAGUGUUCUUAACCGUCUCCUUCGGUGGAAUCAAGAUCUACGAUGAGAGAUCAGGGGUGUUACAGCACCACCAUUCCGUGCAUGAAAUCUCCUACAUCGCCAAAGACACCAGAGACCACCGUGCCUUCGGCUACGUCUGUGGAAAAGAGGGCAACCACAAGUUUGUGGCCAUCAAGACAGGCCAUUCGGCGGAGCCUCUGAUCCUGGAGCUGCGUGACCUCUUUACACUCAUCUACGACAUAAAGCAGAGGGAGGAAGUGGAGAAGAAAGCUCAGAAAGAGAAGCACUGUGAACAGGCUGUGUACCAGACAAUUCUCGAAGAUGACACUGAUGACCCUGUAUAUCAGUACAUUGUGUUUGAAGCUGGACACGAGCCUCUCCGUGGCCCCCUAUCAGAGGAAAGCGUUUACCAGGUCCCAACGAGUCAGCAGAAAGAAGGGAUCUAUGAUGUUCCAAAACGCCAUUUUAUGACUAACAUCAAUCAGUUUGACCUGUUUGGAGACAUGGCUACUCCUCCAGACAUCCUAUCAAUGCCUGCAUCUCCUGCUAAUACCCUGGACCCUGGGCGACGGAGGCGGCAGCACCCCCCUGAACUCUUCACUCACUUCAGCCCCCCUGCUGUGCCUUCAGGCUACAUGACGAUGGGUGCUGUGCAGGCUGCUCAGUGGGCUCAGCAGUCAUUUACAGCUCCAGGCACUCCUCUGGCGUUUGGGGUCCAGGCUCCACUACAGGUGGCCCAGGUACUUCCCGGUGGCCAGCCGUUAAUCUGGGGCCAGGCCAACCUUUUCCACUCCCCGGCCACAGGCCAACAGCAAUGGGCUUUUGUUCCAGCUCAGACGGUUGGUAUGGGGGGGCACCCCUUGCCUGCUGCUGUGCUCCAGGGCCUGGUUCCCAUAGCAGCCAUGCGGCCUCACUCCUGUGAGCCGUCUGCACCAUCUUCAGCCAUCACCAGCCCUCAGCACACAGUUGACCCCCUACUGCAGCGGGGUGCCUUCAGGGACACACUAAAUGAGAAUGUCCAGGAGGAGGCACAGGACUCAGAGGCACAGUCUGCAGCCACCAGCGGUCCGCAAGCACAGUCAGAAGGAGCCACACCACCUUGUGGGAUGCAGGAAGUAGAGGUCUGCUGUGGCGAGCUUGACCUCUCACAGCUGAGCUUGACCCCGGGAUCAUCUACGUCACCUUCCACGACAGACUCUCCUGCUACACCUGCUCCCCAGCAGGGUAUCCCAACGCUCCCCUCUGACCCUCCAAAAGAGCCUUCUCCUGUGGAAACAGAGGCCAGCGAUGGCCAUCUUGAAGAGGCACCUCCCUUGGGAGCAGCAGAGAGCAGCAGCCGUGAUGUGACAGAGGAAGCGCCGCUGCUGAUUCCUGCUGAAACAGAGGGAAACGGUUUGUCAGUGUGGGGUUACGAAGACGCCCUGAUGGGAAUUCCAGGUUUCGAAAGGUUUCGCGUCACGCUGGACGAGCUGGUGACCUCUAAUCACACUCUUCUGGCUGUAACAGUGGGCGGUCAGCUGGAAGACCGAAUGCAGCUGCGGCCCCCUCUGGACCCUGUGGACUGCGCUCUGUCUGAGUGGUCUCCAUGGACACGCUGUGACCCCUGCCUCAAAAAGAGGUAUCGCUUUGCUUGGUUGGAGCAGCCGUCUCAGUUCGGAGGGGAGCUGUGUCAUGAGCUCGGCCGUCGGGUGGAGUCCUGUACCCCCCCACCCCGCUACAGCUGCCAGAGCAAGAGCCCACUCUGCCAGGGCUUCGUCUGCACCAGCACAGGCCGUUGUGUGUUGGAGGGUCUGCGCUGUAACGGUGAUGAUGACUGUGGUGAUGGCUCUGAUGAGCUGGGCUGUAAGAAGGUGUUUCGAGCCUGCAGUGAGCCCACCGAUGAGUACUACGGCAUCGAGAACCUGGCCAAAGGGAUCAAUGUCCUGAACAGUAACUUGGAGGGGCUGGUGCUAGAUAAUCGCUACUAUGCCGGCGGGUGCCUCCCCCACUACAUCCAGGACAUACGCUUCAGGAAACCGUACAAUCUCCAACAGUACACACUAGAGACAAAAGGCUCACGUGACUUCAAGUUUGAGUCUUACAGCUCGUACACACAGUUUGUUGAGGAAACUAUGAGAGCCACUCUGUCCAAGACCAGCGUCUCCUUCGGCAUCUCUUUGGGAGUAUUCUCCUUCAGCUUCGACUACAAUGAUGAGCAGUACAAGAAGUCUGUGAAGAAGCUUCGUCGGUUUUCCGGAACGGACAGCCAGUUCAUCCAUGCCCACUCUCAGAUCGAGCUGGCGCGCUAUGCUCUAAAGACAGAAGGCCUGAUGCUGCACCCAGAAUUUCUGUCCCGCCUGCGUGCUCUGCCGCUGGAGUACACGUACGGAGAGUACCGCCAGCUCUAUAACGACUACGGCACCCAUUACAUUACUGAGGCUACGCUCGGGGGAGACUUCGAUUACACCCUCAUCGUCAACAAGCAGGAGCUGAAAAAAUCUGGUUACAGUCUGGAUGAUGUUAAGCGUUGUACGGACAUGGGAUUUAAACUUGGGGUGGUCAUCAAAGGAGUGCCUGUGUCUGUAGGGAUGUCAUCGGGAGACUGCUCCGGUCUGCUGAAGGAGUUUGGAGACUCGGAGGAUCGGUCUUCAGUCCUGAGCGAGCACGUCGCCGUGGUGAGAGGGGGCGACAGUGAGACAAUUUCCCGUUUGGCCGCAAAGGAACUUCCGAACCCAGACAUCAUGCAGCGGUGGGGGGACGCGGUUUACUACAACCCCGACUUCAUCCGCACCAAGUUGUCUCCGCUCUAUGAGCUGGUGACCGCGCGAGACUUCAUCUCUGCUAACAUGCUGAAGAAGAACCUGCAGCGUGCGCUGGACACGUAUCUGAAAGAGGGCAGCUCAUGCCGCUGCACCCCCUGCCUAAACAACGGAGUGGCCGUCCUCAAAGGCAACAGAUGUGAGUGUAUCUGCCCUGCUGGCACUCGGGGAAUAAGCUGUGAAAUAACGAUGAGAACAGGAGUUGCAGUGGACGGUAGUUGGAGCUGCUGGUCCGAUUGGACCUGCAGAGGUCAAACCAAGCGGCGGACACGUCAGUGCACCAAUCCGGCGCCGCAGAACGGUGGAGUGCCGUGCCAGGGACUGAGCGAGGAGACGGCUGAUUGUUUGUAACGAUUGUCAGUCCUUCUAUCAGCUUUUCAGUGAAGGCAUGAAAGUUGUGUGGUUUGUAGAGGAGCAGCUUUUGAAGGACAUGUUGAAGAACAGCAUGUUGUGUGUUCACAUACGGAGCGUCCACUGCUCCUGUUACUGACAAAUAAACAAAUAAAACGCUCAGCAACACAAA